This is a messenger RNA of Anoplophora glabripennis (Asian longhorned beetle), 3091 nucleotides long. Its product is annotated as cytochrome P450 4c3-like. Bases 23 to 3037 code for a protein of 1004 amino acids. Lineage: Eukaryota; Metazoa; Arthropoda; Insecta; Coleoptera; Cerambycidae. The transcript has 22 exons. Gene Ontology annotation, molecular function: iron ion binding; oxidoreductase activity, acting on paired donors, with incorporation or reduction of molecular oxygen; monooxygenase activity. The record is from RefSeq and is a predicted model, not a curated record.
CUGUCGCUAAGACAGCGUCAAGAUGGAAAAUCUUUCGUAUUACCUUUUAAUUUUCGGAUCGUUUUUGUGUGUUUGGUUCUUGUGGCGGCGCCGGAAACUGUACGUUUUGUCUUUCCAACUGCCCGGCCCAACAGCUCUACCCCUGGUAGGCAACGGGUUCUCCUUCAUGUGCAAAACGGAAGAAUUACUAGAUCAAAUACUGAAACUAACUGACCCUUAUCCUUCUCCUGGGAAGCUUUGGUUAGGUCCAAGACUUAUUGUUUUUAUAAAGGACCCCGAUCAACUACAAGUUUUAAUGCAGUCAUCAAAAAUGUCGACAAAAUCGUUCAUAUACAGAUUUCUGGAACCUUUCAUGGGAAAAGGUCUGUUUACUUCUUCAGGGUUUCAACAUAAAUCCCAAAGGAAACUACUUCAGCCCUUAUUUGGACCAAAGGUUUUGGAAGGAUAUAGCCAUCUUUUUCAAAAACAUGCUACCAAAUUUGCUAAUGUUCUCAAACCAUAUGCUGAUAAAGAUGCAUUUGAUGUUUUGAUGUUGUUACAUGAAUCUGCAUUCGAAGCCACAAUGGAUAUUCUGGUAGAAGACAAAAAUGAUCAUUCCAUAGACUAUAAACACAUUCCUGAAUACGUUAGAAGAUUUUAUCAUAUAUUUUCCUUAAGAACUGUAUCGUUUUGGAUGUACCCAGACUGUUUUUAUAAACUAACCAGUUAUUACAAAGAACAGCUGGCAAUGGUUAAAAUAGCAACUACCUUGACAGAAGAGGUGAAGAAUGCUAGAAUUCCAGAAAUUCUAAAGAAACUAGACUGUAAACAAGAAGUUAAGAAUCCGAGACAACCAUCCAUGUUAGAAGCUAUGGUGGAAAUGGUGGUAAACAACCCAGAAUGUCUAAAUGAAACGGAAUUCAAGGACCACAUGCUUACUUUUGUAGCGACAAGUCAAGAUACUCAAAGUUCAGCGAUUGCUUUCACUCUGAUGAUGUUGGGAAUGCAUCCUCAGAUUCAGUGUAAUCUUGUGGAAGAGCUCAAAAAAGUUCUUGGAGAUAAGAAAUGCUUGGAUUUCGGCGACUUGGGCAAACUGAAAUAUAUGGAAAUGUGCAUAAAGGAGGCUAUGCGUCUUUUUCCUUUGGGACCUUUCUUGCCUAGAGACGUGGUUGAAGACGUCCGAUUGGGGAAAUGGACAUUUCCAGCAGGUUGUUCGGUUCUUUUCUGUGUUUACCAGGUGCAUAGAAAUCCACGGUUAUGGGAGAAGCCAGAAGAAUUUUACCCUGAACAUUUCACUGCUGAAGCUAUUUCAAACCGGCACCCUUUCGCUUUUCUACCUUUUAGUGCUGGACCCAGACGCUGCAUAGCCCAGCAGUAUUCUUAUGUGAACAUGAAGAUCAUAAUAGGUACAAUUCUACAAAACUACAUUAUAGAAUGCGGAGGAAAUUUAAAAGAUUUAAAAUUGCUGACGGACGUGUCAAUCAGGCCUUCAGGUGGAUACAUGAUAAGGAUAAAAAAUCGUAAAAUUAUAAUGAUGGGGAAACAAAUGUUUUCACUGGACAUAAAUGCAUUUUUAAAUAUGGUUUGGUUCUCGCACGUAGAUGUAUUUGCUGUAAUUUUUAUUAUAAUUGCGAUUUACAUAUACAAAAACAAAGAAAUUUUUAAGUUAUCGUGGCGGUUACCUGGUCCCACGGCGUGGCCAAUUUUUGGGAAUGCAUUUGCGUUCCUUUGUAAAGAUGAAGAUUUAUUCGAGAGAGCGGUUUACUUGUCUUCGAGAUACCCCAGCCCCAUGAGGAUUUGGUUUGGUCCGAAGUUCGCCUUUGUAGUGACUAACGUUGUUCAAGCAGAGAAAAUUCUGUCGUCCAUGAAAUUUACUACUAAAGAUAAGAUGUACAAAUAUAUGGCGGUAUUCAACGGAGAAGGUUUAAUAUCUGGAUCUGGUCCCAAGUGGAAAAGAGACAGGCGUUUGAUGACCCCUUUGUUUUUAAAGAAAAACGUUAUUCAACAUUUUCCUUAUAUUCUGAAUCACACGAAAAUAUUAGCAAAACUGUUAGAAGAAAAAGCUGACAAAUCCAUAUUUAAUGUAAUACACGACAUCCAAAGAUGUGCCGCUGAUUUUGUCAAUGAGACAAUCAUUGGAAUAAAAACAAAUGCGCAAGGGGGUGAGUUGGAGAAUUUGCUAGAAAAUUUGACGAGAAUGUACACAGUCGUUCAUGCGCGAAUGGUCAAAGUUUGGUUGCAAGUAGACUGGAUAUUUAGAUUCACCAAAUAUAAAAAACUGGAGGAAACUGGGAAACAAGUCAUACAUGGAUUUUUCCGUGAAGCGAUCAGAAUAAACAAAGAAACCCACGUGUGUACCGCCAAGAACGAUCUAUCGUUUCGAAAUCUAUUGGACCAAAUGUUGGAUAUAAGAGACGACGUGACUAAUUUUGCUACUGACGAGGAAUUGGUCCACCAUCUCACAACGUUAUACUCUGCUUCUGAAGAUACUGUUAGUACAAUAUCAUCGUUUACUUUGAUGUUGCUUGGAAUAUACCCUAACAUCCAAAGCAAAGUUGUAGAAGAGAUAUUAUCCGUGGUUGGUGAUAGAGAUAUAGAGGAAGGAGAUCUUGCCAGACUGGUGUACUUGGAUAUGGUCAUUAAGGAAGUUCUGAGGCUAUUUCCCAUAGCACCUUUCCUUGCUAGGGAAGCAUCUCAAGAUUUCCAGUUAGAUGAAUGGACCAUACCAAAAGGAUGUACAGUGGUUGUGUCCAUCCAAAACAUUCAUAGGGAUGGCAAACUUUGGAUGAAACCAAACGAAUUUUAUCCUGAACACUUCCUUCCGGAAGCACUGGAAAAAAGGCAUCCUUAUGCCUUUCUUCCCUUUAGUGCAGGACCAAGAGGAUGCCUGGGUAAACCAUAUGCCUACAUGGCAAUGAAAAUAGUCCUCGUGACGAUACUUCAAAAUUACUUGGUUGAAGCUGAGGGCACAUUGGAAGACAUACGGUUGAAGACCGAUAUCAGCGUGAGAACUAAAGAUGAAAUAUAUCCCAUUCGUAUCAGAAGACGGAAGAAGUAAAUUGCAACGUUUCUGCUACCUCUCAACUCAUAGUAGUUAUUUACAUCCGAUGCA